CUGAGCGAAGGGUAAUGGGUGGGGUUGUCUUUCUGAAUGUUUUCCGCUAACUUCAUUCAUCACAUAAACAAGGCUAGGCAGACAGACUGGGUGCAGUUUGUUACAGCCUCUAAAUGACUGAAGACUGGAAAAUAUAAUUACACAAAAUAGCAGGGCGAUAGAAAAUCAUCUCUCCAGAAUCUGUCAAAUGUUUCCACACCUCAGAUUAUCAUAACCUCAGAUUGCAGCUGUAAGAACCAACAACUAUGGAGGACUCCAAGAGGGGCAGAUGCAACAGCUUGGAUCCUGCUUCCCUGUGUGACAAGGAGGCGCUGAACCCUGGUGAUUAUGUAACCUUUGACCCAGAGGGUUCAGAUCUUCUGGUGAACCUCGAACCCACACCAGCAGAGGUGGCUCAGUGUGAAGCUGAAGUCGGCACCCUGCUCAGCAUCAUCAAUGAGCUAAAUAAGAAGAUGGGCUCCCUGAAGGCCCCGAGUGAACCAGGUGACAUGAGAUCACCAAGUCCAUCCAGACCUCUGGUCCCAGACCUCCUGUCUCAUCGGCUGCUCAGAAGCAGCCCAGACAGGAACUCUGCAUCUAGCAUCACAUCUAAACAUCCGGUCAUGACCCAAGGGGGCGGUACUGUCAUCUGGACAAAGUUGCAGGAUGUUUUAUCAUCAGUGGAGGACUCAAUCAACUUCAGAAGAACCUGGGCUGCUCCCAUCACAGCCUCAGAUCACGCCAAACACAAAGAGCACCUGAGAGCUGCUCAGGAAAACUGGGCUAAAGCCACCCAGAUACUGGAUGAGAUGGAGAAGGAGUUUGGGAUUUCAUGUCCAUUGGGCCUGCAGAAGGACCAGAGCCUGGAUGACUUGCUGGGUGUGGACAGACGCGAGUCCUCUCCCAGGACCAUCAUGCAGAAACACCAGGAGGAGCUGCAGAAAGCACGGAGCUCAAUGGAAGAGGAGAAAAACAAGUUUUUUGGGCUCAACAAGGCCUGCAGGUCUGGGAGUCAUUCUCCUUCCUACCGACCACCUGCUGGGGCUCUCAGUCCAGACUGGGCUUCUUCCUCCUAUCCAGGUUCACCUUUACCCCAGAGAAGGUCGUCUCGAGCUGUAACGCCUUUGUCUCUAGUUGGGGACGCAUCCUCACUGAGCUCUGUCAGUCCAUGUCCCAGCCCCGUCAGUCUGGAGUCUGAGACAGAGCGAUUGAGUAGAUGCAUUGAGAGGCUAAAAGCCAAAAAUGAGCGUCUGACUGCAGCUCUCGAACGAAGGAAGGGAGAGUCAGAGCAGAACAGCCUGAAACUAACCAGAUUGGAGUCUGAAUGCUCAGCUCUGCAGAUGGCUCUCAGAUACAGUGAGGAGUGCGAGGAGGCCUACAGCGAGCUACUGUCACUUUACGAGGCCAAGAGGCAGCAGAACAUUCCUCUGCAGACAGACUCAGCAGAGCCCGUCGGUGACAGGCAGCAGACUGACAAUACAUCAGCCCAGCUCGGGAAAAUGGGAACCGAAGAGCUAUCCACCUCCUUCUCCACAGCAGGAGUCACAGAGGACACUCUGAGUCUCACGAGGCAACUAACGCCUGAAAAAACGGACCGGGAAGCUGCUCUUCAACAACAAAUCAAGCGCCUGCAGAAGAUCCGAGCAGACAUUUGUGUGCCUAAACCAGAUCCAGGAGUGGAGAGCAAACUGAGCCCAGAAAAUGCUCCUCCUGCUGGGACCAGAUGGGGCCAAGUGCAGAAGGAGAAACCUGCUGAUAAAAGGAAGGAGAAAGCAGCAGUGUUUCACGAACUUAUCUCAGUCAGGGAGGAAAUGUCAGAUAUGCGAGCUCUGAUCCGCUUGAAGGAGAAGGAACUCAGGUGUCUGGAGUGGAGUUUAAUGGGUCAGAAGGCCCAGGAAGCAGCGGGAGUUUUCAUCCCGGAGCGUCUCAGAGAGGAGGUGGAGCAUCAGAGGAACGAACAACAGAGAUUCUGUGAGGCAGCUGCUAAGGCUGGAUGUGACGGAGACGUUGCAAGUCCUCUAACCAGAUCGAUUCUGAAAGAGCUGCAAGCAGUUCUGCAGAGGGAACAAGCCCUGAAGAAGAGACUGGGCAUGGCCCAGGACUCUCUGAGUACAGCUCUGACAGACAGCGCCCCCAGCAGGAAGGACAAUGCAGAGCAGAUCGCUCGCCUCACACAAGCUCACAGUAAAGCCUUGAGUUCGUACAGACAGAUUCGCAGGAAGUAUCGGGAGCAGGUGUGGAGGCUGGAGCAGAAGGUGGCAGCCAUGAUGGAGAGUCAACACAACCAGAGUCAAGCUCCAAAAUCUGCAGAUGAGGAGUUGGAGUGGAGGAGAGAAGAGACUAUUCUAUAAGAAACUGAUCCAAAUAUCACUAAUGUCAGCAGCUUGUGCUAAGGGAGUUUUCUUCUCCACUGUCGCUACGUGCUUGCUUAGUAUGAGUAUUGUUAUGGAGACUGACACCAGUCAGUGACUCGAUGUAAUCUGCUGAGUUCCUUAUAUAGGAAACUUUUUACUGAUUGGCUUAAUGAACUGGCCUGUAUUGGAAUGUUUACUGUGUGAAGUGCCUUGAGACGACUCUUGUCAUGAUUUAGCGCUAUAUAUAGAACUUUUACUCAUGUUGUACAGCGCGUUGUGAUUUAUAUCUGUGAAAGGCGCUAUAUAAAUAAACUUUAAUUACUUACUUACUUACUAUAUAAAUAAACUAAAUUGAAUUAA
Messenger RNA from Nothobranchius furzeri (turquoise killifish), 2693 nucleotides. It is a transcript of the gene ushbp1, whose product is annotated as Usher syndrome 1C binding protein 1. Lineage: Eukaryota; Metazoa; Chordata; Actinopteri; Cyprinodontiformes; Nothobranchiidae. The record is from RefSeq and is a predicted model, not a curated record.